AUGUUGGAACAGGCUGGAAUUUGUUUGCUUGUGAAAACAAACGCUGCCAUGCUGCUGCUGCUAGAUCUUACUCUGGUACCCCUCAUUCUUUGUGUUAGCAACUCGGCUGUUGCUGGGCUCAGUUUGAUUGCUGAAAACGAAGAUGCCCUCCUGAGACACUUAUUUCAUGGGUACCAGAAAUGGGUCCGACCUGUUGAAAACUCCAACGAUACAAUAAAAGUCCUUUUUGGCUUAAAAAUAUCUCAGCUUGUGGAUGUGGAUGAAAAGAAUCAGCUGAUGACAACAAAUGUGUGGCUGAAACAGGAAUGGACUGACCAUAAGUUGUGCUGGAAUCCUGAGGACUAUGGUGGGAUCACGGCGAUCCGGGUUCCGUCAGAGUCACUGUGGCUGCCGGACAUUGUUUUGUUUGAAAAUGCCGAUGGACGUUUUGAAGGCUCUCUGAUGACCAAAGUCAUAGUGAAAUACAAUGGGCUUGUUACCUGGACUCCACCAGCCAGUUAUAAGAGUUCCUGCACUAUGGAUGUGACAUUUUUCCCAUUUGAUAGACAGAAUUGCUCCAUGAAAUUUGGAUCCUGGACCUAUGAUGGCAACAUGGUUGACUUGAUUUUAGUAGAUGAAAACGUAGACAGGAAAGACUUCUUUGAUAAUGGAGAGUGGGAGAUCUUAAAGGCCAAAGGCAUGAAAGGCAGCAGAAAGGAUGGGUUGCAUUCCUACCCAUUCAUUACUUACUCCUUCGUUUUAAGACGCCUCCCACUCUUUUACACUCUUUUCCUAAUCAUCCCUUGCCUUGGAUUAUCUUUUCUAACUGUGCUGGUGUUCUAUUUGCCUUCUGAUGAAGGGGAAAAACUUUCAUUAUCUACAUCUGUUUUAGUCUCCCUUACCGUUUUUCUUUUAGUAAUUGAAGAAAUAAUACCAUCUUCUUCCAAAGUCAUUCCUCUGAUUGGCGAGUAUUUGUUGUUUAUUAUGAUUUUUGUAACCCUCUCAAUUAUUGUUACUGUUUUUGUUAUUAACAUGCACCAUCGGUCCUCAGCAACCUACCAUCCUAUGGCUCCCUGGGUUAAAAGACUCUUCCUUCAAAAGCUUCCUAGGCUAUUAUGCCUGAAGGGCCAUGUGGACCGCUAUGCCUUCUCAGAGGCUGCAGGAACUAUCCCAGUGUUAAAAUCAAAGCUUUCAGGCAAAAAGAAACAGAAACAAGUCAAGGAUGGAGAAAAAAUUGUGAUUGCUUUUUUGGAAAAAGCCGCUGAUUCUAUUAGAUACAUCUCUGGCCAUGUAAAAAAGGAGCAUUUCAUCAGACAGGUAGUUGAAGACUGGAAAUUUGUAGCUCAAGUCCUCGAUCGGAUCUUCCUGUGGUUAUUUUUGGUGGUGUCAGUGACAGGUUCUGUUUUAAUAUUUACCCCCGCUUUACAGGCAUGGUUAAGCAGCAGUUUAUAGGAAUAGAUUCAUUUUGUUAAUGUGGAUAAUGGCUGAAAGAUACAGUUGCCCCUUGAGACUGAUGGGUUUUUUAAUUUUCAGUGAGUGCAGGAUGGACAAAACCAAAAUGAGAUGGAAAUGAAAAUACAUUGCCUUCUGGCUGCAGUAAACGAUGCUGAUAAUAAUAAUAAUGCUUGUCACUUGAAUAGUG
Messenger RNA from Gopherus flavomarginatus (Mexican gopher tortoise), 1621 nucleotides. RefSeq names its product cholinergic receptor nicotinic beta 3 subunit (gene CHRNB3). The record is from RefSeq and is a predicted model, not a curated record. Gene Ontology annotation, molecular function: transmembrane signaling receptor activity; acetylcholine-gated monoatomic cation-selective channel activity. Lineage: Eukaryota; Metazoa; Chordata; Testudines; Testudinidae. Gene Ontology annotation, biological process: signal transduction; nervous system process; monoatomic ion transmembrane transport. Bases 1 to 1431 code for a protein of 476 amino acids. The transcript is spliced from 7 exons. Gene Ontology annotation, cellular component: neuron projection; synapse; postsynaptic membrane.